Exaiptasia diaphana is the source of this 2396-nucleotide messenger RNA. Its product is annotated as peptidyl-prolyl cis-trans isomerase G. Gene Ontology annotation, biological process: protein folding; protein peptidyl-prolyl isomerization. Gene Ontology annotation, molecular function: peptidyl-prolyl cis-trans isomerase activity. Lineage: Eukaryota; Metazoa; Cnidaria; Anthozoa; Actiniaria; Aiptasiidae. Gene Ontology annotation, cellular component: intracellular membrane-bounded organelle. The record is from RefSeq and is a predicted model, not a curated record. The transcript is spliced from 12 exons. The coding region runs from base 7 to 1905 and encodes 632 amino acids.
UCCAAGAUGGCGGUUCCUAAAGCAAAGGGUUACAGACCAAGAUGUUUCUUUGACGUCUCUGUUAACGGUCAAAAAGCUGGAAGAAUAAUUUUUGAACUUUUUGCUGAUAUCUGCCCAAAAACCUGUGAGAACUUUAGAUCUCUUUGUACAGGUGAAGCAGGCCUAGGGAAGGCCACUGGUAAACAGCUUCAUUACAAAGGGUGUCCAUUUCACAGGGUUGUCAAGGAUUUCAUGAUUCAAGGAGGAGAUUUUACUGCAGGAAAUGGUACUGGUGGAGAAUCCAUUUAUGGUGGCACAUUUGAUGAUGAAUGUUUUGUUUUAAAACAUGACAAACCAAUGUUGCUUUCCAUGGCCAACAGAGGACCAAACACCAAUGGAUCCCAGUUUUUCAUAACAACUCAACCUGCACCACAUCUAAAUGGAAUUCAUGUUGUUUUUGGACAUGUCAUUGUUGGUGUAGAGUUAAUAUCUGACAUAGAAAACCAGCCAACCAAUGACAAGAGUAGACCUCUUGCUGAUAUAAGAGUUGAAAACUGUGGAGAAUUGAUUCCUAAAUCUAAAGUCAAAGAGAAACAAAAGAAACAAUUAGCCAGCUCAUCAGAAGAAUCAGAAUCUGGCAGUGAAUCUUCAGAUUCUGAGAGUAGAAAACAAAAACAAAAGCAAAAAAGGAAAGAGAAAAGUAAAGUGAAGAAAGGGAAAAAGACAGAAAGUGCUGAUGAAUCUAAUCGGGCUGAAGAGAAUGAGAAGACAAUUGAUGGAAAAGAACCUGUACCUUUCUCUGAAAAUCCUUUGUACAUACCAACUGUCUCAAUUGAUACUGUCCCCGAUGUUCCUAGUAGCAAAUUUUUGAUGAGACGGAGCCGUACACCAUCACCAGUGCGCGAGAGAAGAAAGGGAAAGUCACCCCCUGGUUACAAGGCUCCUCCAACCUCAAGUACCAAAAGAGUUUCAAACUCAGGAAGAAUACUUCGUGGCCGAGGAAGAAUGCGGUACCGAACACCUCCCCCAGAAGGGAGCCAGCAAUCAAGAAGUCUGUCUCAAAGCAGAUCUCGAAGCCGGUCACCACAGCGACGACGACCAAGAUCUCCUCCAAGAUCACGUGAAAGGCCACGAAACAAUUACCGUAGAGCCAGAUCACGCUCAAGAAGCUUCUCUCCAGUUAAAAGAACAGGAAUAAGAAACCAGAGAACUGGCUCCAACUCCCCACCAAUAGCACAACGAAGCCGUAAUUCAAGUAGAUGGGACCGGAAUUCAAACCCAGCAAAAUCACAGGAAGGGACGACAAGGAAUGAAGGAAUAGAUGGUCAAGAGGAAGGAAUUACAAACCGAAGCAGAUGGGAGAGAGAGCAAAACUCAGAUGAUGAAAAAAUGAAUAACUCUACUAACACAACCAUACAUAAUCAACAACCCAACCAAAGCAAUGAGAAAGCUAGUCCAGUAUCGAACAAAAAACCUACUACUAGCAACUCAAGCACAAAACAUAGAAAAAGUCACAGUAAAUCACCAGGUAAACAACACGAGCAAGGAUCUGGUGCCCAUAGAAGACAGGAGUCACACAGGAGAAGAAGUCGUUCAAGUGAAUCUAAAAGUAAAUCAGACACAAAGAAUAGAUCUAAAGAUUCCCAUAACACAAGUGAUAGUAGAAGACGAAGUUCAGGUAACAGGAAAAGUAGGUCUCGCAGUAGGUCUGGUGAUAAAAGAAAAUCUUCAAAGAACCAGAGAAAAUCUCGGAGAAGUCGCAGUCCGUCAGGUGAAAAACGGAAAUCUCGAAGUAGAUCACAUAAUAGAAGACGGAAAAGUCCUCGACGUCAUCGCAGUCGGUCAGGCAGUAGUAGCAAAGAACGUAAAUCAAGCAAAUACAAAAGUAAAAGACGAAGAUACAGUUCAAGCUCUGAUUCAGACUAAUAUUUUUAUUGAUCGUAGAUUUACACCUUUUUAUAUUGUUUGUCAGACAGUCAACUACCUACUGACCCUUACAAAACAUUACAUGAAAAACUGCAUUUUUGUUCAAUAGACACAACAUAGCUUCACGUGAAAAAAGUUUCAAAAGGCAAAGAGCACCUUGUGAAACUUCAUGAUAAUAGUAACCUUUUAAUAAUUAAAAUUAUUUCUUUUUGUCAUAUCGGUAGUUUGUAUUGUAAAAAAAUGUCCAAUGAACACCAUUCAUUUAAAUUUAGUAUUCUAAGAUCACCUGAUUAGAUCUUUUUAAAACACUCUUUAUUGAGUAAUAUUUUGAAUGAACAUUGCAUAACUCUCUUUGAUAAAGUAUCACUUGUAGAAUACACUGUGAUUUUAGUCAUUGUUCGUAAUGUGUUUUACUUUGUAAAAACAGGCUUCAUUAUUAUUUCUCUUGCAUUCAGCAGAAUUUAAUAAAAAAGUAAAGUUUGUUUCCAUAA